Messenger RNA from Rubroshorea leprosula, 1069 nucleotides. Lineage: Eukaryota; Viridiplantae; Streptophyta; Magnoliopsida; Malvales; Dipterocarpaceae. The record is from the annotation of a GenBank genome assembly.
UGUGUCUCAUAGCUCCUGAUUUCCUUCAAAAUUUGUAUUUGUCCUCCAUUAAGUUGAAUUGCCAAUUUCAGGUUCUUGAAGUUUUUGAAGCUUGUUGGACAUCACACAAAUCCAUUGUUCAAAAAAUUUCAACAUGGGGUAUGAAAACCAGCACCGGGAUGUUCCAGUAACAAAAUAUGAUUGCCUUGUCUUUGAUGUGGAUGACACCCUUUAUCCUCUGAAUUCUGGUUUAUCCAAAGCAUGCACCAACAACAUUGUAGAGUUUAUGAUUCAGAAGAUUGGGAUUGAAGAAAGCAAUGCUGCAGAGAUAAAUCAAGUCCUAUACAAGAACUAUGGGACAUCCAUGGCAGGCCUAUUGGCCGUUGGCUAUAACUUUGACCAUGAUGACUACCACAGUUUUGUUCAUGGAAGACUACCCUAUGAGAAUCUAAAGCCUGAUCCUGUCCUCAGAAAUCUUUUACUUAGCUUGCCGAUCCGCAAAGUUAUUUUCUCAAAUGGGGAUAAGGCACAUGUGGGUAGAGUUCUGAAAAAGCUUGGCUUGGAGGAUUGUUUUGAAAGGAUUAUAACCUUUGAAACCCUUAAUCCCAUUCCCAGCAACGAAACUCAUGAUGUUCAUAAUCAUCCUUCUGGUUCAGAAUUCCCAGACACUCCAAUUGUUUGCAAACCCUUUGAAAAUGCCUUUGAAAUGGCCUUCAAAAUAGCCAACAUUGACCCUCAAAAAACACUCUUCUUCGACGAUAGCAUCAGGAACAUACAAACAGGAAAAAAUAUGGGACUUCACACAGUUCUGGUGGGAACUUCACAAAAAACAAAUGGUGCAGAUUAUGCGUUAGAGAGCAUACACAAUAUCAGGGAAGCACUGCCAGAGCUGUGGGAAGAUGAAGAAGCAGAUAGGAGAUCAGAAAGUGUGACGUAUUCUGGGGAGAUCUCAAUUGAAACAACAGUGCAGGCCUAGCUCAACUCGAGCCUUUCCUUUCCCCAUCUUAUGCCGUUCAAAACCUCACCAUAUAUAUAUAUAUACGUAUUUUCCCUUCAAUACUUCAAAUGGGUAUAAAGGAUUUCUCAAAUA